AUGUUGGGCUGGAUUGAGCGGGUGGUUCCCCAGCCCCCCGCGCCGUGCCUGAUGGAGGAGAGCCCCCCGGCCCCGGUCAUGGAGCCAGCCAAGGUGCCAGCAGGGAAGGCCAGCAGCCCCAGGGAUGCUGCAGACAGCACACGCACGCAGGAAACUGAAAAGAAGGUGGAAUUUGCAGUGCCUGAGGAGAUGGUCCCCGCAUCAACAUCGGUGUUUGAGAGCGUGGGGGGCAGUGUGCUCUCCUGGCUCUCCCAGGGGCUGGAGAAGGUGAUCCCGCAGCCAGUCCAUGCCCCAGGGACGCUGCAGGCACUCGGGAGGAGCUUCGAGACAAGCAUUGAUGUUCCUGACCAGACGGAGGUCCAGGUCCUCAAGGAUGAAGAAGAGGAUGUUCUGGAGAUAACCCCCUUCGACCCGGAGGAGGACGAGCCAGAUGGCUGCGAGACGGAGGCCGGUUUGGACACGGGUGCAGAGGACUGGGCAGGAGCACGUGUGCUGAGCUGGCUGGUGCAGGGCUUCGAGAGAAUGGUGCCGCAGCCGGAGAUGCUGAAAAAGCCUGAGCCAGAGCCGAAGGAGGAGAGGCACAAAGCUGCGGCAGGAGCAGGCACAAAAGGGACUAAAACCCAGACGAAGUUGAAAGAAAGUGUUUCAGCUGCCCCGAGCAUCCCGGGAACAGUGGAGCCAGCAGCUGCUGACGGGCAGUCAGAGCCUGUGACCACCAUCCUCCCUCGUUCCCUGGUUGGGGACAGCAGCAGCAUGUUUGGAUGGUUUGUCCAGGGGCUGGAGAAGGUGAUGCCACAGCCUGUGACCAGGGAGAAGCAGGACACACAGGGAGCAGCAGCGGCAGCCUUCAGCCCCGUGGAAGAAAUUCAUAUCGUCCCUGUGGAGCUUGUGGAGACAGACCUAGUUGUGGAAGACAUCAAUGACGACUGGAGCGAUGAAGUAGCUCACGAGCCAACGGCCUGGGUUGGCAUGGCUGAACUGGUGGCACAGGGUCGUCCUCUUCCCCCCAUAGAGGAGGAACUUCAGGAAGAAGAGACCAGGCUGUGCUCCUGCUCCCUGAGUGCUGCUGAGGAGGAGCAGGAGGAGGAGGGUGAAGAGGAGGAGGAGGAAGUGGAGGAGAAGAAGGAAGAGGAGGAGGAGGUGGAGGAGAGCGUGGGAGCCCCGCUCCAGUCUCCUUGCCUCCCCACCGAUGAGGGGCUGGAGGACGCCUUCUUUGCAGAAGAGGCCCUCAGUUUUGCGCAGCUAGAAGAAGCUGAGAUAAGUGAUCUAGAAGGUGCUUUUGUACAGGUGGAAGAGAAGACGGCUGAAGUUACUGAAACUGAUGCUGAAGGGCUGAGUCACUGCCUCACUGUGGGUGUCGAGGACGUGGACGGCGGAGGUGAUGCUGCAGAGGAUGAUGGCACCUGCUUGCCGCUGCCCACCCCUGGUGACCCCCACAUGCUGGUGGUGCCUGGUGCUGCACCAGCGUCCCCCAGGAAGAAGCUGCCAGCCCCCGCAGACAACUUGGAUGAGGCACCGGCGAGCUGGGAUGAGUUGCAGAGGGACAGCUUGCCCGAGCGCAUCGGUUCAGCCACCAGCCAGAGCAGUACCAUCAUCAAUGACCGGCUCCAGGAGCUUGUGAAGCUCUUCAAAGAGCGGACAGAGAAGGUGAAAGAGAAGCUGACCGACCCUGAUGUCACCUCCGAUGAUGAGAGCCCUUCAGCAUCCCCCUCCAAGCCAGUGCCCACAGCACCACCGCCGCCCCCACCGGGAGAAGUGCCACCAGGGGACAAGGCAGCAGGCGAUGAACACUACUGUGAGAUGCUGUGCUGUGCCUUCAAGUGCCGGCCCUGGCUGGACCGCCUGAAGAGCUACCAGUUCCCCAGCAGCAUCGACCCGCUCACCAACCUGAUGUAUGUGCUGUGGCUGUUCUUCGUUGUUCUGGCCUGGAACUGGAACUGCUGGCUGAUCCCCGUCCGCUGGGCCUUCCCUUACCAGACGCCAUCCAACAUCCACUUCUGGCUGCUCGUGGACUACGUCUGUGACCUCAUCUACCUGCUGGACGUCAUUGUUUUUCAGACCCGCCUGCAGUUUGUUCGGGGGGGAGACAUAAUAAGUGAUAAAAAGGCCAUGAAAGAGAACUACCUGCAUUCACAGCGCUUUAAGAUGGAUGUGGUAUGCCUCCUUCCCCUGGAUUUCUUCUACUUCAAAGUCGGUGUCAACCCACUGCUGCGUUUUCCCCGCUGCCUGAAGUACAUGGCCUUCUUCGAGUUCAACAACCGCCUCGAGGCCAUCCUGAGCAAGGCAUACAUCUACAGAGUGAUUCGGACUACUGCCUAUUUACUGUACAGCUUGCAUGUGAACUCCUGCCUCUAUUACUGGGCAUCAGCCUACGAAGGACUGGGCUCUACCACCUGGGUCUAUGAUGGGGAAGGAAACAGCUACAUCCGCUGCUACUACUGGGCAGUCAAAACCCUCAUCACCAUUGGGGGCCUGCCAGACCCCAAGACGCUCUUCGAGAUUGUCUUCCAGCUGCUGAACUACUUCACGGGUGUCUUUGCUUUCUCCGUCAUGAUCGGGCAGAUGAGAGAUGUGGUUGGUGCUGCUACUGCUGGGCAAACUUACUAUCGGAGCUGCAUGGACAGUACUAUUAAAUACAUGAACUUCUACAAAAUCCCCAAAACUGUGCAGAACCGUGUCAAAACGUGGUACGAGUACACGUGGCAUUCACAAGGCAUGCUAGAUGAGUCUGAGCUGCUGGUGCAGCUGCCGGACAAGAUGCGGCUGGACAUCGCCAUUGAUGUGAACUACAACAUCGUCAGCAAAGUGGCCCUCUUCCAGGGCUGUGACAGGCAGAUGAUCUUCGAUAUGCUGAAGCGGCUCAGGUCGGUUGUCUACCUGCCAAAUGACUACGUCUGUAAGAAGGGAGAGAUCGGCCGCGAGAUGUAUAUUAUCCAGGCUGGACAAGUGCAGGUGCUGGGGGGACCCGAUGGCAAAACCGUGCUGGUGACACUGAAAGCUGGAUCUGUGUUCGGAGAAAUAAGCUUGCUGGCAGCAGGAGGAGGAAAUCGGCGAACAGCAAACGUUGUCGCUCAUGGAUUUGCUAAUCUUUUCAUUUUGGAUAAGAAGGACUUGAAUGAGAUUUUGGUGCACUACCCAGAGUCUCAGAAGUUGCUGCGUAAGAAGGCCAAGAAAAUGCUGAAAAACAACAAUAAACCCAAAGAUGUGAAAGGACAGCCUGGAUCUCCGCUGAUCAUUCCCCCAAAGGCUGACACGCCAAAGCUCUUCCAGGCGGCCCUGGCUGCCAUGGGGAAGGCGGGAGGCAAAGGGCGUCUUGCGCACCUCCGGUGGAAGCUCCAGGAGCUGAAGGCAAUGCAGACAGCACAGGAUCCCAGUUUCAGUCCAAUCCCACCGAAGUCACCAGUGCACCGCAGAUCUCCUACUGCUUCCCCCAAAGCAAGCACCCCUCCGGGAGAAGAAAUAUUCUCAAAAUCUUCUGAUAAUUUAGUCGCUAUCCGUGUGAUUUCAGCAGCGCAGGAGGAUGAAGAAAUACUUGCUGCUGAGAUAUCGCAGAAAGAAGAAGAGGAAGAAGGGAAAUGAAAAAUAAGCAGAUCUGGGGGCUGGUGGCACAAGUAGGAAUUGGGCAAAUGCCUCAGGUAGAAGCUUUUAGUUGUUAAAGAUUCCUGCACAGCGGUUGUAGGCUUUGCUAGCUAAGUGCUGCAGAUGGGCUCUGCCUUUCUUCUCUGCUUAGUCCUUCAUCCACUGUUGUCAAAACCCUUUGACAAAUGACCCAGAACUAUACAAGAUUCCUGUGCUCAUUCUUACUGAGCAUCUGUAUGAACAGUCCCUAUAUAUAUCAGGCCAGCCCUCUAGCCUUGAGAUCUAACAGUGAGGGAGUGCAGAAGAAAAAUCGCUCUUUACAGCUCUGAAUGGUUAAUGAGUGUCUGUUCAGAUAAAGCAUGAGGUUGUUCACCUCCAAAAACUGAGUCACUGCAUGGCCAGAAACAAACACCAGAGGGGAAAAAAAAAAAAAAAGGAAAAAAAAAAAAGAUGCCUUUGUUGGACUUCAGGCAGCGGGAGGGUGACUCAUCUGGAAAGGAUCUGGACUCUGCUCAUAAGCCAAGCACAGACCAAGUUGUGCAGGCCCACAGGCUGCCGCAGCUCCAUCAGCCCUGGGUGCCCUGGCACACUGUGCCUGCUGCCGCCGGCAAGC
Messenger RNA from Cygnus atratus (black swan), 4192 nucleotides. It is a transcript of the gene CNGB1, whose product is annotated as cyclic nucleotide gated channel subunit beta 1. Bases 1 to 3579 code for a protein of 1192 amino acids. The record is from RefSeq and is a predicted model, not a curated record. Gene Ontology annotation, cellular component: plasma membrane; intracellular cyclic nucleotide activated cation channel complex; photoreceptor outer segment. Gene Ontology annotation, biological process: monoatomic cation transmembrane transport; retina homeostasis. The transcript is spliced from 32 exons. Gene Ontology annotation, molecular function: intracellularly cGMP-activated cation channel activity; protein-containing complex binding; cGMP binding. Lineage: Eukaryota; Metazoa; Chordata; Aves; Anseriformes; Anatidae.